GGGGACGCCGCUUCCUCCUCCUGCCGCCGGCCUGGGACAGCCCGAGAGCCGGCCGGCCGCCCCCGGCCCCGGCCCGCCGUCUUCUCCGCCGCCCUCGGAAAUGCCCCUUCAGCAGGCAAAACGAAGGCUGGAGCUGGGAGAAAGUGGCCACCAGUAUCUUGCUGAAGGACUAAAGACUCCAAAGGGGAAAGGAAGAGCUGCAACAAGAAGUCCAGAUAGUCCAAAAACCCCAAAAUCUCCUUCAGAAAAGACUCGGUAUGAUACAUCGCUUGGCCUCCUUACAAAGAAGUUCAUUCAGUUGCUGAGCCAAUCUCCUGAUGGAGUUUUAGAUUUGAACAGAGCGGCGGAGGUCCUCAAGGUGCAAAAAAGGAGGAUUUACGAUAUCACCAAUGUACUGGAAGGCAUCCAUCUCAUUAAGAAAAAAUCCAAAAACAACAUUCAGUGGAUGGGCUGCAGUCUGUCAGAGGAUGGUGGCAUGAUGGCACAGCGUCAAGGCCUCACGAAGGAGGUAACUGAACUGACUCAGGAAGAGAAGAAACUGGAUGAGCUAAUCCAAAGCUGCACACUGGACCUGAAGCUGCUAACAGAGGACUCAGAGAAUCAGAGAUUAGCUUAUGUGACAUACCAAGAUAUUAGAAAAAUUAGUGGCCUUAAAGACCAAACUGUUAUAGUUGUGAAAGCUCCUCCAGAAACAAGACUUGAAGUGCCUGACCCAGUGGAGCAGAGUGCAUUGAUACAUUUAUCUAGUACUCAAGGACCUAUUGAAGUUUAUCUAUGCCCAGAGGAAAAUGAUGCUCUCAGUCCAAUGAAAACCUAUAGUCAGGACCACAACGGAAACAUUUCCAAAACCAUUUCCAAAGAAGUGGCUUCUGUUAACUCAGGACAAGGUGACUGCUCAGUAAACAUGGCAACAAUCUCUCCAUUGGCUUCUCCAGCCAACCUUCUACAGCAGACCGAGGACCAAAUUCCCUCAAACUUUGAAGGACCAUUUGUGAAUUUGCUGCCUCCUCUGCUUCAGGAAGAUUAUUUGCUGAGCCUCGGGGAUGAAGAAGGCAUCAGUGAUCUCUUUGAUGCUUACGAUUUAGAGAAGCUUCCUUCGUUGGUGGAUGAAUUUAUAUACAGCUGAUUCUCUUAAAUGAAGUGCGUAUCUAAAUCAUGUUUUUUAAUGGAAUUGGAACACGUCCAUUCAUUCUGUUGUCCUCCCCUGCUUACCAUAGGAUAGCAUUAUUGAAUAAACAAGGCUCUUGAACGCUGCUGAUAUUUUAAUGAAAUUUUCCCUAGAAUACUACAAAAAGGUCUUCUCCUUGACCCUAAGCUCCAGUGCCUUGCGAGUCAGCAAGGGUGAGCAGGUGACCGUAGAAGUUCUGUAUUCACACUCCCCCAGUCUCUGCUUUCCAUGACAAGUGGGUUAAUGGAGAAGGGCUCAAUGAACUGGCUUAGUCGCAAAUAACAAUUUUAUAAUAGUAUUUCAGGUCGUGCCUUCUGCAGAGAAUGCAUGUCUUUUGAGUGUCACAACAUGGAUUGUAACUGCAGUAAACGUAAAUAUGAAGUAAUGCAGAAGUGUGAAAUGAGCUUCUUCAGCUACUCGUGGGAAUGUUUAAAUUGCUGUCAUAAUGCUCGUUUUGAGCUGCAUAUAUGUCUCAUUAUGAGGUCAAAUACUUAUGUCCUUAAAAGCUUUUAAUAAAAAAAUACACUGUAAAUGUAGUGUAUAUUGCGAAUAUUGAAAGGUAUGAAGUUCUGCCACUUCUCGUAGUAAUCACAGAUUUUUAAAAAUGCUUGUGUGUGCGUGUGAAAGUAGUUUUUGUUGGUUGGUUGUUUUUUUAAACUAGAACGAAGAUGCACAGUUCAAUUUCACUGCCCCCAGUGUGCAUUAGAACUGGUACAUAAUUUUUUGUGGUACUAAGUGGGGCUUUAUGUUAAGUGCCUACUAGAGAUGCACUGUGGGUUUUUCCCUCUAUGGAAAACACUUAUGCCAAGCUUUGUUUGUUCAAUAUAUCAUAUUUAUCUCAGUGGGUUUGCUUCCUCUGCUUCCAGCUUUUUAUAAUUCUCUUUGCCAGCAAAAUGGAACUAAUUUUUUUUUUUUUCCAAAGUACAUAAUUGUAAGUACCACAUCAAUUGAAUUGCAUUUAUUUUUCGAAGAUCUUUGGUAGAAUAGUAUAAUACCAAUAUUUAUUUUUCUGAAAGUGAGAGGAAUUCUAAGAAGUCUUACUUUUUUUUUUUUUUUUUUUUGAGUGUAAAGUAUGUUGCCAUGUUCUGGGCUAAAUUAACGUUGAUGAGAUUAUGCCCAUGUAACCCUUUGGUUUGCAUUACUGUUGUGCUUAUCUGACAUAUUCAGAAAAUUAGUACUAUUUGUACUGUAGUAGGAUAUUACGUACGCAGGUAUUCUGGUACCAUUGAGUUGCUGCUAUGAAAGCUCACACAUGAAAAGGCAAGAAGUCACAGUACUAAAAAGAAAACUAUAUGACUGUGUGAGUUUUGGAAUAUAACAAAUGUAUAAAGGGCAACACAUAAAGAACUGUUAAACAGUGUUAAGUGUGUGUUUAUAUGUACAAAUGUGUGCAUAGAUCAUUCAGCAGUUGUAUUUAAGUUGAUAUAUGUUUCAACUCACACUUUAGUUAUCUAGCAGUUUUGUAUAAUAGAAUUAACUUGUAAACACUGCCAGAAUAUUUUUUAGCUGGUUUGUAAUUUUUUAAGAGUUUUUUUAGAUGUGGAUCUGUAAAUAAAAUUGUAGUAUUUAAAGUUUCCGUCUUGUGGAAGAGGAAAGUAAAAGUUGUGUGAGCAUGAAGAUUUGUGAGACAAAGGGGCACUUUUGAGGGGGGAAAAGAAAAUGAAGACUAAUGCAGACCAUCUCUUUAUGUACAAAUUAAACACUUGUCCCAAUGUGCGUGGGCAAAAUACUAAUUAAUUUAGCUUUGCAUUGUAUGCUAGUUUUAAAAAAUUCUGUAAAAUACUGUAAAAAAAAAAAAAAA
Phasianus colchicus (ring-necked pheasant) is the source of this 2969-nucleotide messenger RNA. Lineage: Eukaryota; Metazoa; Chordata; Aves; Galliformes; Phasianidae. The record is from RefSeq and is a predicted model, not a curated record.